This is a messenger RNA of Sclerotinia trifoliorum, 2626 nucleotides long. Lineage: Eukaryota; Fungi; Ascomycota; Leotiomycetes; Helotiales; Sclerotiniaceae. The record is from the annotation of a GenBank genome assembly.
AACCAUUGCAGUCACUAUCACCCUAUUGAAUCGCAACAACGACGGCGACGACGAUAAUUAGGAGGACGAAGAAGACGAACUGCCAAUGCGAGAUUGAGGAUUCGACAACACAAUGGAUGUCGAAUCGAAUUAGAACGGUACCCAACCAUCUUUCAAUCAACUUCAGAAAUUGCUGCUGGUGCGAGAGACGAGCUCAUUGACAGCUGGGAAGACCUUUAUCGAUGUUAUGCAAAUAAAGAUUGAGUGCAAAACUAUGGCGACAAGAAUGUCUGCGUCGACGUCGAGAGCGAUGGCGACAAUGAACUUCUAUAUCGUCACGAUGUAGAGAACAAGAUCAUCUUCAAAACUAUGGGGAUUUUUCACUACCAUAACUGGACAAACUACAUAAGGACAAGGAAAUAUUAGCAGAAAGUCUGCGACAAUUUUCUCACUGAAGAAUGUAUGGGAAUUUUACUUUUAGCUGGGUAGAAGAACGCUACAAGUCUCGGGAUCCGUUAAGGGAUAUAAAACUAGUUCAAGCAGAAACGGUCUACAAUUUUUCCGUUGUAUUGAGGCACUGAGAAAAACAAGGGAGGUCCGAAAGGGCAACCAGAAACGAGGGUCAAGAAACGAUUUGACUUGGUUCACAAAGGAGGACACAGAACGUGCAAAGAAAGAUCUCUAGAAGAGAAGGAAAGAGGAAAUGUUACAUAAAAGAAAGUGAACGGGGAUUAUGAGAGGAAUAGGUGGGAUAACAAUGGCAUUGCCUUCCGCCUCAAUUGAAUUGACGCCGACGAGGACAAUGUCGAAGAAGGUCGUGGAGAGAAAGCUGAGUAGGUAGGGGACAAAUGGAAGUGGGAGCGGGACAUGAAGAAGAGGAACAAGAACCUCACGAAGAUGGAGAGGGUGGUGGAAAUGAAGGAUCAAACAUGUUUUUGGAGGGUUACAAGCUCCCUGGAAGGAACAUUAUGGAAGCUCGGCACCAUUAACUUCAUCCACCACUUCAGAAUCAAAGUCCUUCAACCCCAGACUUAGCUCGAAGAGGUUAUCCUAAUCCAUCACUUCAUAUGCCUUCAUCAUCACCUUGACAUCCAUUCGCAGCAACCUUAACCACAGCCGUAACGGCAACGAUUAAGGCAACAGUAUCUCCUCGACCACAAGUUGUAAAGAGAGGAGAACAUUUUAAUAUGGGUAGAAACGUGGCAUAUGAAAUUCUUGAUCACAAUGGGAAGAAGCAUAUUUUUUCCUUUCAAGACAAAGUAGUUUAUGGUUCAUACGAUGAGUGGUGGGCUGGGGGCGGAGGAGGUGGUGGAACAGGAAGUGAAUCGAUGAGCGAAGAUGGUUCACUCUGUCAUGAUGAUAAUCCUUCAGCUGAACGAGAAACUAGAGUCGAACUUGCGGGUCUGGCUCUUCUGUGCCGCCGCAGGCGGAGAUUCCCGUUCGUAGUCUGGCAACAGGGGAAACAGCAGCAAAGGAAAAGAAUUUUAUGAGAGCUAAGUCAACACCGCCACCGCCGACUUUUACACCGGCUAUGCUGGGAGAGAGAGAUUUUCAUGAGAAAGAAGGAGAAGCCAACCUUAUUUUCACCACCCCGACGACGGCCCUCCUUACUUGGCCCAAAAAUGAUAAGCUCAGUGUCAACAAUAUAACGAUUGGGGAACAUCUUUUGUCAAAACUUCGAGUGAAAGCAUGGUUGGAUGAUGAUAGUGUUAAUCUUUCAAUAUCAAUAUUAAAAGACAAAUACAAAGGUUCAUCUAGGGUUUUUUUUACAAUCAUCUCUACUCCUACCAGCUUUCCAAAGUGGGAAAGAUUCUUUAAAAUGGGACAAACUUAACGAGGCUUUUAUAAGAUAUUAUACGAUUAUUCUUAUAAAUCUCAAUAAUGUUCAUUGGUAUCUUGCUAUUGUUAUCAAUCUGGAAUAUUCAAAAGAUUUUGCCUCGAAUACCCCAACAACCACUUCUCGUCAAACUCAUCAACCUUAUCCAACUAUCCUUACAAUCAACACUCUCUAUAAAAAAACGGACCACAGAAAAGCCGUGGCUCUAUUACAAAGAUGGAUCAUUAGUAGCACAAAAGUAAAAUCCAAUAUCGAUAUACCCCAAUCAUUUAUUCGAUGACAGCAUCGACUUUUGACACGUCAAAUAACGGAUAUGACUGUGGUGUAGCCAAAAUGUUUGAACAGUUUUUGAAGGAUCCGGAAAGAUUUUUAGACAUCUUUAUGCUAGAUUCGGUGACGGUGAGGAGGGAGAUGUUGGAGGAAUUUGAGGGAAGAUUGUGAAGAGGAGAUAUGAGGAGAAAGAGAGAGGAAUUGAGCGUAUCUGAGCGAAGAAAGGGACUGUUGGGAAUUAAAUAGUUCUUCCUUGCCGCCGAAUAUCUUGGUUUCCUCUUAUUUUAUACCACUUUUUGAGGGUUAAACUCGUCUUUGUCUAUUAUUACGAGGAUUAAUUGUGGGUGUGUGCGGUGCAAGGCGUUUCGUCGGUCGGUUUUGCUUUAAUUUUAUAUCACUUUUUGCUAUCCACUAUAGAAGAAUAACGAAAAGUGCAAAUGAGACUUCAUCCGACACACUAUUUUAGCGCUGCUGAGAUGGACAUUGGUGUUAUUAUCACGGCGAAGAAAUGUUAUUAUUAUUAGAGGUGAGUUGCAUGAA